Messenger RNA from Zasmidium cellare ATCC 36951, 609 nucleotides. RefSeq lists its product as uncharacterized. Gene Ontology annotation, cellular component: ribosome; cytosolic large ribosomal subunit. The record is from RefSeq and is a predicted model, not a curated record. Gene Ontology annotation, molecular function: mRNA binding; structural constituent of ribosome. NCBI's taxonomy places the organism in Eukaryota, Fungi, Ascomycota, Dothideomycetes, Mycosphaerellales, Mycosphaerellaceae. Gene Ontology annotation, biological process: negative regulation of translation; translation. The coding region runs from base 1 to 609 and encodes 202 amino acids. The transcript is spliced from 3 exons.
AUGUCGACCUUCGAGCCGGUGAUUGUCAUUGACGGCAAGGGCCAUCUGCUCGGCCGUCUGGCCUCGACAGUGGCCAAGCAGCUCCUGAACGGCCAGAAGAUUGUCGUCGUCCGCUGCGAGGCCCUCAACAUCUCUGGGGAGUUCUUCCGCGCCAAGCUGAAGUACCAGGCCUUCCUCCGCAAGCAGACCCGUUACAACGCGACCCGUGGUGGCCCAUGGCACUACCGAGCCCCCGCCAAGAUGUUCUGGCGCACCGUCCGCGGCAUGAUUCCUCACAAGACUGAGCGCGGCGCAAAGGCCCUCGAGCGCCUCAAGACCUUCGAGGGUGUCCCACCACCAUACGACCAGAAGAAGCGCAUGGUCGUCCCACAAGCUCUCCGUGUCCUGCGCCUCAAGCCAGGCCGCAAGUACUGCACCGUUGGACGUCUGGGUCACGAGUUCGGCUGGAAGUACCAGGACGUCGUUGCACGUCUCGAGGAGAGACGGAAGGUCAAGGGCCAGGCAUACUACGAGAAGAAGAAGGCGGCACGCAAGAACUUGGCCGAGGCGAAGCAGAACGCUGCCAUUCCCGACAAGGUGAAGCAGCAGCUGGAGCAGUACGGAUACUAG